This is a messenger RNA of Carassius carassius (crucian carp), 2756 nucleotides long. RefSeq names its product transmembrane protein 8B-like. The coding region runs from base 102 to 2354 and encodes 750 amino acids. The transcript is spliced from 13 exons. The record is from RefSeq and is a predicted model, not a curated record. Gene Ontology annotation, cellular component: plasma membrane. Lineage: Eukaryota; Metazoa; Chordata; Actinopteri; Cypriniformes; Cyprinidae.
CCCGUGAUUCUGUCUCGGACCAGGAAGUAACGUGUCAUAAUAAUCCUUAGACAUAUGAUCAACACUACAAUGGGUUGACUGAGGAAAAUCUAAACAGCAUAAUGGAAACGUAUUUUGCACUGUGCCUUUUACUGUAUGUCAUCGCUGGCAGUUUUGCUGAGGAUCUCACUUACUCGAAUGGGUUCUACUCUAAAGCGCCUCAGAAGUUGUCCAAAUACAGCGGGUUCGGCAAUGUUCGGCUCCAGCACUUUAGAGUACCGGAGGAUGCCGUGCUCGCGCGGUGGCUGCUCACGGUUUCAUGGGCAUCCGGACUGAACUGUGGCAACCAAAACAUCACUGUGCACUUUAGGGCAGGAGCUCCCCCGGUCAUCAACCCUUUAGACACAGCCUUUCCAAACUCCACAUCAUUCUCCCUUGCUCAUAACUUGACGCUGAUCAUUCCCAGUGGACAGAGCGGCAAUGUGACACUGUUCAAUGUGACCCACCCCAAACCUGGAGACUGGUUCCUUGCUGCUCACCUGCCCAAAGAUGAAGGAAAGAUAGAGCAACAGGGAUUGCCAUCUUGCUCAUACUUAUUUCAGGCACAGAUGUUUUUGAGGAGAGCCGCUGACCUGCCAAUCCUGCAGCACAACAUUCCACUCUAUCAAACACUAACUUCAGCUCCAGCCUUGUUUAAGGUCUUUGUUCCAGAGUUCUCCUCCAAGUUGGAUGUUUUCAUCUUGAACUGUUCUGUAAAGCUGGGAAAUGAUUGUGGGCUGUCAGUCACUGUAGGCUCCAGCACUUUGAGGCAGGGCUCGGAGGUGAAACAGAACUGUUCAGGGUUAGAGAGCUGCUCUGCAUCGGUCCUCAUUCCCCCAUGGAACAGCUGGUUACUGGUUAUGGUUGAGACUAGUCAACCAAACACCACAAUACCUUUCAGUAUCUCUGCCAAUGUCACAGUGGGAUGUAAACCUUUGAGUGUCUCUUCAGAUUUUAACACCUCAGCCUUCAUUCGUACCAUCAUUGCUCCACAAAGCAACAGCUCAGGUGCCCUAAAUAACACAUCUUUUUCAAUGAGAGACCAAACGGGCCUCCGUGCUAACAGCUCUGAGCCAAUGUGCAUGACAAGCCCUUCAGUGUCCAGAGAUGAACAGGAUGUACUAUCACUACACUUCAUCGGUUCCAGCAACCUAACCGUGACCUCGGACCUUCCAACUGUGCUCACACUUGAGCAGUCUCCUGGUGAUAGUGGCGGCACAUUUGUUGUACAGCUCAACUUGAACACUAGUUCUCUGGUUGGUGGAUUUGCUCAUGUCAAAGCAUGUCUCACACCUACUGCUCCUUUACUUCACCUCAACCACAGCCUGACUUGUGCUACAGGGCUUAUACAGGGUUAUUCCCUAAGUGUGAGCAGCAAUGAAUCACAGGCACUGUUGAGGAUUCCAUUCCCAGAUGCAGCAGUGUGGUACCUCAGCCUCCAAACUGUGUGCAAUGAUAGUGUUGACUGCAGGAAUGCAUCAGCCAUAGUGAGUGUGUCAGUGAGUGUGAGUGCAUGCAUUGAUGACUGUGGGCCGUAUGGAGAGUGCAGACUACUACGCACACACAGCUUCCUCUAUGGCGCAUGUGUGUGCAAAGCAGGUUGGCAGGGAUGGGGCUGUACGGAUGGAGCCACUGCGCAGUCGUACUCUCGGCAGCUGGCUGCAGCUCUGCUCCUCACCUUCAGUAACUUUUUCUUCAUCCCUUCCAUUGUCGUAGCACUUUACAGAGGCUACCACAUUGAGGCCGCCAUCUACUUCUUUACCAUGUUUUUCUCCACGUUUUAUCAUGCGUGCGACCAGCCCGGUGUGACUGUGAUGUGUAUCAUGGACUACGACACUCUCCAGUUCUGUGAUUUCUUGGGUUCUGUUGUGUCUGUGUGGGUGACCAUUGUGUGCAUGGCACGGCUACAGGAUCCUGUAAAAUAUUUAUUAUUUAUGUUGGGCACUCUCAUAAUUUCUAUGGCGAUGCAGUUGGACCGCAGGGGGCUGUGGAACCUUCUAGGACCCGUUCUGUUUGCUUUGGUCAUUAUGGUCUCUUCCUGGGUUUAUCGAGGUGUGAAACGGCAUCAGUGUUACCCUCCGUUGUGGCGUCGCUGGGUGUUGUUCCUGCUUCCGGGCAUCGUAUCAGCAUUGAUUGGAGUGUGCGUGUACGUCUUUGCUCAGACCGACAGCAACUACUACUACACUCAUUCCAUAUGGCAUAUCAUGGUGGCCACGAGCGUGGUCUUCCUCUUACCACCCCGUGAAAAACACGUCCCCCCCUGGGGCUGGACGAACAAAAUCUGUAGCUACAGGAGAUGUUCAAAUGAGAAAGUAGAGCAUUACACUGUCAACUAAAAACACUGCUAUUGAUAUUUGCACAGACAGGAUUUUUAUAAUUUUCCAAAUGUUAUUGGUUAGCUUUAAGAAACACGUCAAGCUUUAUCUGAAAGAUUCUUGACUGCAGUGACCAGUAUGGCUGUUUGCACAUUCAGAACUACUUCAAGGAAUAGUUUACCCAAAAAAUAUUAUUUUACUGUCAUUCUUAACCCUUAAACCAAAUCAGUGGAACACAAUAGGAGAUUCUUCCAAGUUCAUAGUGACCACAUAAGUCAAGGGAAGAUUAUUAGUGAAUAUUGACUUAUUUUGGUCUGUUUCUUCCUUCAGAAGGCUUGGAAUAUAGUGCACAAGUCAUAUACACUACUUAUAUGGUGCUUUUUGGCAAACAAAUACUUCAUUUGUAUUUCAUUUAAAAAUACA